GUUUUUGAAGAGAUAGAAGAUUCAAAACAUGACAGCUAAUAUCAAAGUGGCGCAAUCGAGAUUUGCGUUGCUAAAGGUAGAAGACGACGAUGACGAUGAAGGGGAAACAAAGCCUUCACAGGGAGGGAAAAACAAUCAACAGCAGUCAAAGAAUAAAAACAAGAAAAGAAAAAAGAAGACGACACCAGACGAUGAGUUGAAGAACAUGGCAUUUGGCCUUAGUGGAUCAGGAAAUCACAGACCACAAUCAGCCCAGAGUACUACUGAUAAUGUCAAGGGCAACAAGGGAGGCAAGAAAAACAAAGAGGCCAAGCCUGAACAGUGGGAAGAAUGGAAGAAGGUGGAUGACCAACUUACAGCAGGGUUUUAUGAAAAAGAUCUACAACAAGCAUUACUUCUCAGCAAGAUGGAAUAUGAACACAGUAAAAGUGUGAAUAAAAAAAGUGACUCAAAGGCAGCUGGUAAAAGCAAUGAUCAGCCACCAGAAGGGAAGGAUGGGAAAAAGAAGAAUAAGAAAGACAAGCCAGUGACAAUGAGUCUUGAUGAGUUCAACUCUGGUAGUCAGGCGAAGUCAUAUGCUGAUGAGUUAGAAGAUUUGCCUAGUCUGUCUCCAGCCAGUCAUAAGUUGGAAUCGCCAGAGGAUGCACCGACAAAUGUCAAGUUCUUUGACACAGUAGAUGACGAUGUUCACAAAAUUUUACAGAAAGAAAAAAUACAAGAGGAAUAUCAAAAGCAAUAUGCAGUAGAAAGUGUGAUGUCCAACAAAUAUAAAAAUGAACUUAGUAAAAAAGAUAAAGAAAUAGAAUUUUUGAGAGCAACUGUAGGUAAACUAGAGAAUGAACUUAAGCAAGUAAAGAAGAGGAACAAGCAGUUAUGUGUGAUAUUAGCUCAGGGAGAAAUGAAAGACAAAGCAGAGGUACUGAUGCAGGUGAACCAGUUAGGUGAAGUGCGAGAUGAGCUCACAGAACAGGUCACUAGUCUCACCGCUGAGCUAGAAAAAGAGAGGUCCAAAGUUCACGCACUCAAAGCUGAUAUUGACAAACAAAAGGGUGGAAAGCAUGUUGGCAAAUGAAGUCUCAACUCUGAAUCAUUCUUCUCAAAUACUGCAACAGGUAAUGAGCAUUACCUGUUGUUCUUAAGUUGUAAAGUUUAUCUACAAGAUGAAGUCUGAAGUGGAUCCUGUUCCAUGGCUGCUCCUGAAGUGCACCUACAAACUUCUAUAGUGCCUGUACUUCACUGUGUCAUUGUAUCUAGGCAACAGGAGAUUAACUAGAUAAGAAUACUCUACAACCAUUGCCUCGGAAAUUUAUUCAUACUUGAGAGUUUAAGUUUUGAUAUAAGUAUACUUUUCUUGUGCUAAACAUUUACACUAAACAACAUAAAGCCCAAACUGUUUAUCAGAAAAGAGGAGACAGUGAAGAAAAUGUCAUCAAAAUGUAUGAGUUGUGUUAUGACAUCUGGACCAGUGAGGGUUAUUUUCCCAAGCUGGCUUCUCUACAUCACAGAAAUGGUCAUAGAUAUUUAGUAAGGGUUUGUUUUUCAUUUGAAAAGUUAUUUUUAAUAUGGAAUCUUUGAAGAUAAAGAUAGUAGCUAAGUGAAAUGUGUUUAAUUCUAGGUGCCAAGAUUUUUAUAGACCAUCAGGCUUACCCAUAUUGUUUCCUUGUGGACCAAGUUUGUUAUGAUAUGAGCUACAGGAUCCCUGGUUCAUUGUGUUGUCAGUUUCUAUUUUAGAUAUUUUCAUUAAUUGUUUUCAUUUGUUUGACUGUCAGUACAGUACAUAGGGGAUGUAGAACAGUCCCUGUAACUUUAAUUUGUAUUAGUUAUAUUUUGUUUAAAGCACAGAGUUUAUGGAAUAAAUCCCUAAGAAUUUAUGUUUGGGCCAGUAAUGCAGCUGAAAAUGUAAAAUGGGAUUUAUUGAGGUACUAGCAACUCUUGGCUAGUUACUGAAGCUUUUAAUUGGACAUAAAAUGCAGUGGCAGUAUGGCUUCUGACAUGCCAUUGUCUGUACACGGUGAAUAAAUUUUAAAAAGAUUAAAGUUCCAACAGCUAAUACUGUCAUAUAAUGAGGCUUUGUUAACAUUUAAAGUCUGUAUUUCUUUGCAAUAUUCUUAUUAAACAACAAAAUCAGAACAAAAUGAUUAGAUAUUCAUAGAAGUGCAACUGAAAGAUCAAAUGUGAUCUUUUUAUACAGCAAAUAAUUUGUAUUUAACCUUACUAUCAUGCUAUUUGAUGAUAGUAAAACUUUUUCCACAAACUGAAUUAUGUUUGAUGAAGAAAAUGGUUUAUGGAAAAUUAACUUUUUCCCUUUUAUACAGAAUGACCAGAUGAUAUAAAUGUAUCAUGAUAAAUAUUCAUCAAUAAAUGUGUCAUGGUCUUUUGAA
Molecule: messenger RNA, 2381 nt
Organism: Ylistrum balloti
Lineage: Eukaryota; Metazoa; Mollusca; Bivalvia; Pectinida; Pectinidae
Product: G kinase-anchoring protein 1-like
Exons: 9
Coding region: 29-1072 (347 amino acids)
Biological process (GO): signal transduction
Cellular component (GO): Golgi apparatus
Source: RefSeq, a predicted model, not a curated record